Gordionus sp. m RMFG-2023 is the source of this 4629-nucleotide messenger RNA. RefSeq lists its product as uncharacterized. The record is from RefSeq and is a predicted model, not a curated record. Gene Ontology annotation, molecular function: metal ion binding; exonuclease activity; nucleic acid binding. The transcript is spliced from 10 exons. Bases 10 to 4185 code for a protein of 1391 amino acids. Lineage: Eukaryota; Metazoa; Nematomorpha; Gordioida; Chordodea; Parachordodidae. Gene Ontology annotation, cellular component: nucleus.
UCUUUGAAGAUGUUACCAUCUAAGGGAUAUUUUAAGACUUUAAAUUGUCCCUUUUUCCAAAAUGGACUUUGCGAAAAACCUUAUUGUCAUUUUAGACAUUCCAGAACAGAUUUGUUGCCUAUCAUAACAACUAAUGCUGGAAAUUCUCUGCAAGCUUCUAUGGCACGUAAUAUAUUAGACAUAUCUAAUAAACCAGAGUUUAAUAACACAGAUCUUCAGGAUGCCAAUGUAAACACACCUUUUACCAUACCACAUGAACCAGAUUUUAUAAAUUACAUGGCUGAAACUAUUAAAAAUGUUAAAUCAGACACUCAUGUUGGUGAUCCAGAUUUUUUAAAUGGCCACAAAUUUACAGAAAAUGAUUGUGAUUUAUCUGAUGAAAAUGAUUCUAAUUACAUGAAAAAUAUAUAUGAUUCUCAUACAUUAUAUCAACCAUCAUUCAAAUAUAAUAAGAAUGCUCCAGUUUAUAAUCCUACUCCUAUUAGCCAAUUAAAGAAUAUAAAACAUGUUAAUAUCCCAGAAAACUCAAUGGAAAAUAAACUUAAAAUUUUUACUAAAGAAGUGUUUAAGUCAGAUAAACUUAUUAAUUUUACUAUGGAUUUUUUAUCUAAACUAACUAAAGAAGAGCUAGAUCAUUUUAAAAAACAAUAUAUUAAUAAGGACAAGAAUGAUCAUGAAAUUCAAGAUAUAAAUCAAAAAAUCAAUGGAACAGAAGUUGAUAAAUCUCUCUAUACAAUAUUUUCAAAUGAUAUAGAAAUGUCUUCACUACCCAUACCAUCUCAAACAAUUUCUGACCAAAUUAAUAACAUCAAAACUCCUAUAAAAAAUAAAAAUUCAAAUUUUUUAAGUUCUUCAUUUUUUACUAAUCUUAUCAAUUCAUCAGAAAUGAAGCGAUUUAAAUCUGAGAAACAAGAAACUCAACAUAAUAUAAUUGAUGAAAGUUCAAAAAAAUGUGUUAAAAAUAGUUUGCAAGAAGGUAUAGAUAAACAUAUACUUAAUGAGGAUAACAUUGAACAAGAUGACUUGAUAUCACCCAUGUCUCCAGAUCAAUGUGAUCCUGAUUCUGGGGUACAAUUUAAUAGAAAAAUCUAUGGAUCAAAUAAUCAGUCAUCCAAAACAAAGAAUACAAAUAAAAUCAAAGAGAUCAUACCAAUUACUAAAGAUUGUAAAAGGCUUUAUCAGUUAGAUGAAAAAACAAAAAGAAUUAUCCGUGCUGCAUCUAUCAAAUGUCAAACUAACAUUCACCUAACUAAUUCCUCAGAAGCAAAUGGUUCUAAAAAUUUAAAAAAAGAAUCUACAAAUAUAAAAUAUUCAAAAAAUGAAGGUAUAUCAUCAAGCCUUGUAAAAUUGAAUGAAAAUGCAAGUGUUGUUGGUGAAAUGAAUGUGGAUAAAGGUAUAAAAAAAGAAUGCAUUAAUAAGAAACAAUCAUUGCCUUUUAAAAGUAUAGAUAUUGAUAUAUUUUCCACUUCUACACCCAAUUCAACUUCCCUGUCCAGAUCCAAAACAAACUCAUCAAAUAAAAAAAAUUGUCUCUCAACAUCUGCUCCAAAAAAAGAUCUAAUAGCCCAUCACAAAAACGUUGGUACAACUUUCAACAAGAUGCACAAUAUUAGUUAUAGUCUUAAUAAAGAAAAAGAAACACCCAAAAUUUCUGAAGAUGAAAUUGUAAGUGAACAUGAAAGUGAUUCUAUGGUUUCAGUUUCUGAUAUGGAUGAUAACCUCUUUGGCUCUGAUGAUGAAACUGACAAUAUAACUAGUUCCUCUUGUUCACAACCUCCCAACAAUACACAUUUGGAUUUUAAUAAAGUUAUUACUGGUAGUAUUGAAAAAUUAUCACCUAGGAAGUACAAUAAAGAUGACAUGAGAGAUAAGCUAGAGCAGAUCAAAAAGAAUAUUGAAUUAGCCAAACAGGGAACAAUCAAACAAGACAUGUAUCAAAAUGAAACAAAGGAACUCCUAUUAAAAAUAGAAGGCAAAUCAUCAAGUUUACUGAACCAGAAAUCAUCGAAGAAUAAUAUUGUAGAAAACAAUUUGUCCAAGACCAAUUCACCCCUAUAUGACUCCACUAAAAAUAAAAAACGGCUAGCUCAUAAAGUUACCAACAAUCCAGAGCAAUCUAACAGUAAAUCAAUGUCUACCAAACUUCCCUUGGGCAAAAAUAAUACAAAUUUAUCUUUAAAACUAAAUCCAAGUUAUGUAAUGUUGCAAAGGACUGCCUCAGUAAAACAAAAUGUUAAUCUCAAGAAUGAUGCCAAUAUUAUUCAAACAUCUGAUAAUAUGGAUGAUGAGCAAAAUAUUGAAACAAUCACUAAGAAGAGAAUGUCACAUAUAUUGCCCCAAUAUGAAAAUGACGUUAAAAAAAUUCCCACCCUUGACAACCUAAAUAUACUGGAUCAACCAAAAUACAUUGAUAACUCAACAUGUGAUUUUGCUGCAUCUAAAAUAUCUCUAACAGUUCGUCAAAGAUAUCUCAACAUGUUUUAUCGUGAGAUAUUAACUAAAUAUAAAGCAGAAAAUGCAUCUUCACAUGAGAUGGAUGAACCAAAUGAAGAUAAUGAAAAUGUUAAGAGGGCGUUUGAAACCGAAUCAGCCGUUUAUUCAAAAGGCCUGACCUCGCGUUCUGCCUACUUCAACACUGCGGCUUCCACUAUAAAACAUUUGCGUAGCGUUUUGUCUAACAAAACCCAUAACCAUAAAAAUAUAAACCCGAAAAACAACCCUAAAAGACCUGCAAUACACUCACCCAUAUUAACUGAUAAAAUGAAAAGUUUUGAGUCAAUGUUUGCUUCAGCGCUUUGCCAAUACAUGGCUUCCCCAAAACAAUUGGCGGAAAAUGGGUACCCAGUUUUGAUAUUCAAUGAUGAUAAAACGUCUAAAAAUGUUAUCAGGCCCAUUGUCAGAGUUACACCAGUUGAGAGACCCAGCGUAAAUAUUUUCGCCAACCAAUCAAAAGAACGCCGAAAUACAUGUAAUGUUCAUCUUAAUUCUGACUCCCGUCAAUCAAUUGUCAGGAAGGGGCCGAAGAUAUCCAUUCACAAAGAUCCUGUUUCUACCGAGCAGAAAAAUUCUGAAGGGGAUUCAAAAAUAAUGCAUACCUUUACUUGCUGCAGAUGCGCCAAAGGAUAUUCCGUUUACGAAAUACCAGGAGUAGAUGGCGGUAAAAGCUCUUUCAUAUACGUCAAGCCUAACGAGGAAUGUUUGUACCAUUGGGGCCGCCUCCGCAAAACUGGAUCAGGUGGUGGAAAAAAGAAUGCUGCCCCGAUUUUAACCCGAUUUUCUUGUUGCGGCGAACCGGGGUUGGACCCAGGUUGUACUUUGGCCUCUCGUCAUGUCAAUGACAAACCCCUCGGAAUUUACAGGUCCUUCUGUGCGAAUAAUCAAAUCUAUUCAAAUUCGUCUAAACGCCUCAAAUCAGACGAUUUAGAUCGAAAUUCAAGGCAAUCCACAUGGGUUAGUACCUCAUUAGGGCCCGCAGUUCCAUUAUCGUUGGAGAUUGGUGCAAAAAGCGACGAAAGUGAAAAAAGGAAUAACAUAAAAUCCGAUACUUUUAAAAAUACUCGUGAGGAGAAGGAACAAUCUAAGGUAUACGGUUUGGAUUGCGAGAUGAUUUACACACCCCUGGGUACUGAAGUUGCUCGGAUUACGUUGGUGGGAUAUGAGAAGCCUUUAGAAAAUUUUAAAUUCUUCGCUCAUCAAAAAAAUCACGAUUCGCAAGAGACGGUAAUAUACGACACCUACGUUAAACCCAGGAAUGAACCGGUUAUCGAUUACAACACUCGGUUUAGCGGUAUCCGAUCCGAACAUUUAAACCCAUCGAUUAAUAUAGAUCGGUUAGUCACUUUCGAUCAAGCUAGGAUCGACCUCUGCCAAUUUCUCGCCAAUCCCGCUGAAUCCCUCGAAAAAAAUUCUCCUGCGAAAUCAUACGUUGUACUCGUCGGACACUCGCUUGAAAGCGAUUUGGUGGCGCUCGAACUGGUGCACAAUAACAUUGUCGAUACUGCUUUAGUAUUUCCUCACAGACUCGGACUUCCUUUCAAAAGGGCUCUAAGGACGCUCAGCACAGAAAUCCUCAAGAAAAUCAUUCAGGAAGAUGAUGAUGGACAUGAUAGUAAAGAAGAUGCUAUGACUUGUUUAGAGCUGAUGAAAUGGAAGGUUAAUAGGGAUAAUCCUAAAGCGUUUGCAUGAUUCCUUUUCUUCAUUUACAGAUUUUAUCAUAUUAUGUAAAAAUGGCAAAUUUCGAGUGAUUAGACAAACAAUAUGAUAGACGCUGCCCUCCUGCUUAUUGUAUUUAAAUAUCCUUUUUUUUUUAUAAAAUGAAAAAUGACAAGAUAUUAAAUUAAUUUAUAUAUAAAAACUAAUAAAUUUUUAUAGAAAAAAAUUUGUAUUUUCGAAGGAAUUUAAUUUCUUUAGGAUUGGGGGUUAGAAAUCCCUCUCCAUGAUAAAUUUUUUCCUAAAACUUAAAGGGAAAUAUAUUUCAUUAUUAAAUUUAUUUAAUUGUCACGAGAGACUGAACAAACGGUCACUAAAAUGAGGCGCUCAUUUUCUGAAGUUUUACUAUAUCAUUCAGUCAAUGAUGCCUACAAAAAAUACGAAUCUGAUAUUUAUACUAUUCUUGUUACAAUAUAAUUC